CCUUAUUACAAAAUAAUAUUAAUCUCAUUAAUUAGAUUUUACAUCAAAAAAUUAGAAAGUUAAAUAUUAAAAUAUAAUGAGAAUGGAAAUAAAAAUGAAAAGUAAUUUUGUGUUGGUGGUUUUGGGUAUGUUCUUAAGCUUCUACUCAGUCGCACAUGCAGAUUCUGGAACUGCCACUUACUACACACCUCCUUAUGUUCCUUCUUCAUGCUAUGGAUAUACAGACGAAGGUGUAAUGAUCGCAGCAGCAAGCGAUGUGAUUUGGAACAACAGAGAAGCAUGUGGGAAGCAAUAUAGGAUUGAAUGCACUGGACCCACAAAUGAUGGUGUCACUCAACCAUGCACUGGCCAAAGUGUUGUGGUUAAGAUUGUUGAUUACUGUCCUUCUGGCUGUGCUGCAACCAUUGAUCUUUCUCAAGAGGCUUUCUCUGUUAUUGCCAAUACUGAUGCUGGAAAAAUCCAAAUUACCUAUACUCAGGUUUGAUGAUUCAUACGAACGUACUGAGAAUAAGCAUGAUAUAUAUAUAGUACAGAUUAUAUAAUUAUAUGUAUACGUUGAUCUCAAGUGUUAGUGUGUUACUACACUUUAGUGUUUAAAUAAAAAAAAUAUGGCAUGCAUUAUAUAAAUAUAUAUAUAUAUAUUUAUAUAUAUAACAUGCAUGAACUAAUAAGUUUGUGUACUAUUUGAAUGAAAGUAAAUAAUAUUAAGUAAAUUAAACAAAAAAGUUUUCUUU
Cannabis sativa is the source of this 734-nucleotide messenger RNA. Its product is annotated as EG45-like domain containing protein. Gene Ontology annotation, cellular component: apoplast; cell wall. The record is from RefSeq and is a predicted model, not a curated record. The transcript is spliced from 3 exons. Lineage: Eukaryota; Viridiplantae; Streptophyta; Magnoliopsida; Rosales; Cannabaceae. Gene Ontology annotation, biological process: systemic acquired resistance. The coding region runs from base 77 to 484 and encodes 135 amino acids.